This is a messenger RNA of Lentinula edodes (shiitake mushroom), 4914 nucleotides long. RefSeq lists its product as uncharacterized. Gene Ontology annotation, molecular function: histone H3K4 methyltransferase activity; protein binding; RNA binding. NCBI's taxonomy places the organism in Eukaryota, Fungi, Basidiomycota, Agaricomycetes, Agaricales, Omphalotaceae. Bases 241 to 4806 code for a protein of 1521 amino acids. Gene Ontology annotation, cellular component: Set1C/COMPASS complex. The record is from RefSeq and is a predicted model, not a curated record. The transcript has 5 exons.
UCUCCUCCUCCACCUCCUCCGCCAACAAACUCUCCGCCUCCACCUCCGCCACCAACAAACAGUCCUCCUCCUUCACCACCUCCGCCACCAUCAAUAGCAACUCCUACAGGUCCAAGAAUACUUUCUGCAACAUCUACAAUACCGACGAAAACUUUACCUACUCACAACGCUAUUUCAAUCACGCUCCCGGCUUCGCGGGCCGUGCCCUCCGCUGCGACGCCUACUCCUGCACAAAUUCAGAUGCAGCCGCCACCUCCACCUCCAACACCACGUCCACGCUCACCGCCCAAGCCUUCACAACCCAAAACAUAUUCACUUCCACCGCCGCCUGCCUGGCCUCCACCUGUAGACCAACUUCCGUCCGACGUACGCGCACAUCGAGUCAUCUAUGAUUCUACGGUGGCGCUGCUUCCCGCUCACGAUUUGAUUAGCAAGGACAAAGACUUGAGGGAAAAGGAAAGAGAGGCCAAGAUUGCAAGAGAUCGAGCUUUGGAACGCGCUGCAUUGACCUCAGGAUAUGUUAAACUCGGCGUGAAGAGCCAGAAACCAGUUGAUCUCGGGCCGAACCCUGAUUUGGACACGAUGAUGAUGGAUAUUGAUUUCAGUAAGGGUGAAGGCACGUCAACAGGGGCCGGUACGCUUGCUGGAGCUUCGGCACUGGGCUACAACGGAUACACCUCAAUUGGUCGUCGAGGAAAAGACAAGAGUUCGAGUUCAGAGUAUUUCGAUGUCCUAGCUGCGGCGAUCAAGCGUGCGAAGAACCAAGUCUCAUCUGAAUCUUACCCGCGGAUUACUGGCAAGGGCAAAGGGAAAGAAUCAAUCAUACGCUACGAGGGCCAGGUAUUAGAAGAUGGAGAAUGGGUGUGGGUGCCAGAGGAGGAAGUUGCUGACUUCUCGACAAACGCGGUAUCACCAAUCACCCCCUCGAUGUCUUCUUCAGUUUCAGCAUCGCUUUCCGUGUCGUCUUCAGCAUCCGCAUUUUUGGCUAAACUUCGCAGCAGUGAAAGCGUGGCAAGUCCUACUCCUGAGGGUCUGAGCAGAAAUGACAACAGUGACGAAGCACGCGGGUAUUGGGUAUGUGAGAGAAUACCCGUACCCCGCGAUCCGAGACGAACGAUGGUCAAGGAUAGGGACAAGCCCGUAGUAGGUGAGGAUGGGGCGCAAGUCAUAGAUGUGGAAAAGGAAUCUCAAUUGUUAUGGUUGAAGGAUCGAGAAAAAAAAGUCAGAUCACAAUUUUACAUGCUUGAUGAAUAUGAGUAUGACCACCUAACAUCCACCUCGCCCCCUCCUCCCUGCAAAGUCAUCAUUACUAACAUUGCCCUCCUCACCCCAACAAACGUUCUCCGUGCCCAUUUCUCUCAGUACGGCAACAUCAUGAGCUUCGAACCACAAAUCGAUAAGCAGAACGGCAGCUCGCUUGGUAUUGUGUGCAUACGAUACCCUACUCACAUUGAGGCAAAACGGUGUGUGGAAAAGGAAAACGGGCAGAAAAGGCCUUGGGCUGGGGCUGGGUAUGGUCCAAAUGGUGUUGGGGGAUAUCAUGAUCAUGGACCAAACGGAAAUAUCAAAGGAGAUGCUGGAGACCAGAUACAAGUCGAUUUCGAUGGGACUGGUCAAAAGCUUGCUGCAGUGUUGAAAGAGUUGGAUGACAGGAAGAAUGGAAGGAAGAAAGCAGAACCUGCGCUCCCAAUUGUGCCUCCGUUAGCAAACUCGAAUAUGAACAGUGGAAAUUCGAGUGUCCGUGUUCCUGACCAUCAAACACCAACACAGACUCAGACUUUGACGUUCAAACUUCCUUCGAGCUUACCUCCCCGUCCUUCAAGCUUACCACUUCCUCCACAGUCGAAUUCAAUGUCCGGUUCAUACUCCCCUGUUCCCUCUCUACCUUUGCCUCCGUCAUCGUCUUCUUCUCAUCAACGUUCAGGUCCCCCGUUAUUACAUCCGAGCCUUCCAAUGCGUCCUAUAUUGGAUACUAGAGAUAGUAGAGAACGGGAACGAGAAAGAGAGAGAGACCGCGAUAGAGACCGUGAACGUGACAGGGACAGGGACAGAGAGCGGGAUAGAGAUCGUGACCGUUCAAUACUUGCUACUCCUGCUUCAGGUUCCGCUGGUCCUUCUUCAGCUCAUGGCGGGUCCACGCCGCGGCCGAAUGGUUCAUCGUCUGCUUCCGCUGUGCCACUACCGUCUUCAUCCUCCUCCGUUCUAACAAGUAAAACAAGUAAACUCCCAAAUAUUCCUAGCAAACCCAGUGGAGUGACCAUCGCUACAAGUAUGAAAGCUAAUCCUCCACCUGCACUGAUAAAGGCUAGGGCUCAUUUGAAGAGGAACGCGCUGUUGAGGAAACCUGAAGGAGAGGAGGAUCCAGCAGGACUAGGUAACGGCAAUGGAACGCCGGUGCAGAUUCGCCUGGAGAAUGAAGCCAAAGAGAGGGAGGAUGAUAGGGAAAGAGAACGGGACAGGGAAAGAGGAGAGAGGGGUAGGGACAACGAUAGAGAUAGAGAUCGGGACAGGAGACGCAGUACGGAUAGGUACGGAGAGAGGUUACCUCCUUCGCAAUGGAGAGCGGACAGAGAAAGAGAGCGGGAAUGGAGGUCAGGACGAAGCCCAAGUACAGACAGUCGAGAUAAGUAUGGAUCUGGCCGGAGAGACAAUCGAAAUCUUCGUCGGGAUCGAGAUCGCGGUGACCGAAAUCGUAGUCUGUCGCCUUAUGAUGACGGUAGGACGUACAUUCCCGGGAAUACGAGGUAUGGUGCUGGAUCUGAUAGAUGGAAUCAUCAUUACCGUCGCCACGAUCGUUCUCCUCCGCCCUCGUAUUCAAGGAGAGACCGUUUUUUGCGCAGGUCACCCCGGGCUUCUAGGUCUCCUUCGUCGGCACGGCCCACGCGGUCGAUGGGUUGGGAGAAGGAUCACGGAGAUGUUCUUGAGGAGUUGGGGAAAAGCAAAUUUCCGCAUCUUAAAUUAGAGCCAGAUGCAGGAGGACACUUCCCUCAUCAGGUGCAGGAAGAGGAUGUCAAGGCUCUCCUGGCAAGUUUUGAAAUUGAUAAGGUCUUGAAAUCCCUGCAAGGAAUUUUUGUCACUUUCGCGAAAGACUCUGCUCGGCGGGCUGCUACCUACAUCAAUGGCGCUGCAGAAGCGAAGUUGGCUUUUCUCAAAGUAAAGGCGACCGCUUGUGCUCCUCCUAUUCCUGUCAAAACCACCUGGACUGACGAAGAGAUGGUUCUCAAAGCCAAGGAAAUCAUCACCGAUGAACUCAAGAGUGCUUUGCAGCAGGAUAUCUUGAGUAAAUACAUUGGUCCUCAGUUGAAGACAAUGAUCAAUGAGCUUCAAAAUUACCCGUCUGUGGAACUUGGGACAGUAAAAGAGUCUGGUGUUUCGAUGGUGGACCAAAUCAAUGCGAGGCAGCUGGGGCUCGUAGGGUUGUCUUUCAAAAAGCAGCGAAAGGAGAGGAAACCUGUAGUAGAGGAGAUUGUUCAUGAGGUUGAUGUGGAGGAGGAGCAGGAUGAGGAUGAGGAAGAGCGGCCUCCAAAGAAGAAGCGGAAGAAAGACGUCGUUUUACCCAAGAAGCAGAGGAAACGCGUGCUCGACGACGAAGGCGAGUCGGAGGUGGAGUCAGAGGACGGGGACGAGGAUGUCAUUCCUGCAGAUGAACGCUUCAGGAAGAGACCGCUCUCUGUGGAGUCUGAAUCUGAAGCUGAAGAGCCCGUAAAGAAGAAGUCUAAAAAAGAAGAGAUCAAACGGAAAAAGAAGGAAGUGAAGAAAGUUGGCAAGAAAGACAUUCAUGAUCAUGUUGUUCUUCCUGAUAACGAAUAUGACGCUCCCGCACUUGAUCUCCGGCUUACUCCUGGAGCAGACUCGUUGAUCGCUCCGUCGCGCUCCGUCACCCCUCUUGACUCCCGUGUGCUUACAACUCCUCCGCCUACGCCGCCUCCUGUUGACCCAACGGAGGGUGUUUGCGAUGACGACGAAGAUCUCUAUUACGCCAAGCUCGUUCUCUCAGGACGCGUACCGUCAGAUGACAAGAUCAAAAUCCUUUCUCCUCCUCCAACCCAAGAGACAGACGAAGGUCAGUCCCUUCUCCGGAAGCACGUUACUGGAUCCGCCCGCACGGAAGGCUUUUACAAAAUCACGCACGCUGAAAAGGCUGUAUAUGUCACUCAGUACCAAGCGAGGACAACGAACGCCGCAGCUGCUGCCGCCCAAGAAAUUCUUCCCGAAGAAAGCAAACCUCAGCACGUUACCUCAUCUCGUUCUAACCGUGCUAACGCUCGUCGUCGUGCACAGGGUCUAGAAGAGAUCAACCAGGUUCAACGGGCCGUUGCUCUUUCCAAAGGAGAAGCAGCAAGUGAACUUACGUUCAAAUUCAACCAGCUGCAGACGAGGAAGAAACAUCUGCGUUUCGCUCGUUCUCCGAUUCACGACUGGGGUCUUUAUGCAAUGGAACGAAUUGCGCGGGGAGAGAUGGUUAUCGAGUAUGUGGGCGAGGUUAUCCGCGCACAGGUGGCGGAGAAGAGAGAGAAGACCUAUGAGCGCCAGGGAAUUGGCAGUAGUUAUCUGUUUCGCAUUGACGAGGAUUUGGUCGUUGACGCUACCAAGAAGGGCAAUCUUGGGCGUUUGAUUAAUCACUCGUGUGACCCCAAUUGCACAGCGAAGAUCAUCACUAUUAGUGGCGAGAAAAAGAUUGUAAUAUACGCCAAACAGGAUAUUGAGCUCGGUGACGAGAUCACCUAUGAUUAUCACUUUCCAUUUGAGCAAGACAAGAUUCCUUGUCUCUGUGGCUCAGCUAAAUGUCGUGGCUUUCUCAAUUAGAGACGAUUGCAUGGUCCUACCUAACUAUUUCGCUUUCCUCAACCAUCUUCUCUCUUUGCAAACAUCUCAUCUUCUACUGCUUUGCUGUGAUUCUAUUUUCUAUCAUAU